AUGGGAAACCACACAAAAGUGACAGUGUUUAUCCUAGCAGGUUUGACUGAUGACCCACAAUUGAAAGUUGUAUUAUUUAUCUUCCUGCUUCUCACCUACUUGCUAAGCAUCGUUGGCAACUUAACCAUCAUCACACUCACCCUGGUGGACACUCACCUCAAGACCCCCAUGUAUUUUUUCCUUCGGAAUUUUUCAUUCUUAGAAAUUUCCUAUACUACUACAUGCAUUCCUAAAUUGGUGGCUAUUAUGGCAACUGGUAACAAAACCAUUUCCUAUAACAGUUGUGUUGCUCAAGUGUUUUUUGCCUUCCUUCUUGGAGCAUCAGAGUUUUACCUGCUGGCAGCUAUGUCCUACGACCGCUGUGUUGUCUGUGAGCCCCUGCAUUACACCACCAUCAAGAACACCAAGAUCUGCAUGCAGCUCGUCCUCAGCUGUUGGUUUGCUGGUUUUUUUGUCAUCUUUCCACCACUCAUCUUAGGCCUAGACCUUGACUUCUGCGCCUCCAUCAUUGUCGAUCAUCUCUACUGUGACGCUUCUCCCCUCCUGCAUAUCUCCUGCUCAGACACACAGCUUCUGGAGAUGAUGGCAUUCAUCUCAGCUGUGGUAACACUCGUGGUCACGUUGGUAAUGGUGAUAAUAUCCUAUACCUAUAUUGCCUUGACCAUUCUAAGAAUCCCUUCAACUAGUCAGAGGAGAAAGGCUUUUUCAACAUGUUCUUCUCACAUGAUUGUGAUAUCCCUUUCUUAUGGCAGCUGCAUCUUCAUGUAUGUUAAACCAUCCGUCAAACAAAGAAUAUCUCUUUCCAAGGGAAUUGCGGUGCUCAAUACCUCCAUUGCUCCACUUCUGAAUCCUUUCAUCUACACCUUACGGAACCAAAAAGUGAAAAAAGCAUUUAUGAAUACGGUGCACAGGGUUGUUCCUUUCUCAAAUAAAUGA
Messenger RNA from Equus caballus (horse), 936 nucleotides. The record is from RefSeq and is a predicted model, not a curated record. NCBI's taxonomy places the organism in Eukaryota, Metazoa, Chordata, Mammalia, Perissodactyla, Equidae.